Messenger RNA from Plasmodium adleri (nom. inval.), 3972 nucleotides. Its product is annotated as conserved Plasmodium membrane protein, unknown function. The transcript has 12 exons. Lineage: Eukaryota; Apicomplexa; Aconoidasida; Haemosporida; Plasmodiidae. The coding region runs from base 1 to 3972 and encodes 1323 amino acids. The record is from RefSeq and is a predicted model, not a curated record.
AUGGAUAGGAAUAAUAAUAUAGUAAAUAUUGAGAAAAAAACAAAGGAAAAAAUAAAAGAAGAAGAAAAAGAAAAAGAAAAAGAAAAAGAAAAAGAAAAAAAAAACACUUUCGAUUCUUCUCAUAUAAAGAAUAUCUUUUUAUUGGGUGUACAUUUAUUAUUCUAUAUAAUAUUAGUUAAUAUAUAUUAUACAUAUAAUAAUGAUAAUUCUUUACAAUGUUUUAAUCAUAGCUUUUCUUAUAUCUUAAAAAGUCCAUAUUUAAAUAUAUAUGAUGUAGAAAACAUACAAAAUAAUUUAUCUAAUAUAUCUCAGAUGUGUAAUCAUAAUAAAUUAAAUUAUUCGAAAUAUAUAGACACAGAUUAUUUUAAAUAUUCUUUCUUGUUUUAUAAUCAACAUGUUAACACAUACAUAGAUUACGUUAUUAUAUUUUAUAAAUUAAAUCAAUCUGAAAUCUUGAAAAAGGUAAUUCAUAUAAGCACAACUAAAUAUUUUUUUUGGACAGAAUGGGUAUUUUAUAUUUUUUUUAAUUUGAUGUCAUGUGCGAUAAUAUAUAUCUACUGGACAAAAAAAGAGAGAAAAGAAAAUAUAUUUCAUGUAUCAAUAAUUUCCCUUAUUAAUAUAAAUAUAAUAUAUCAGCAAUUUAUAGGCUCUAUUGAAUAUGGUUCUACAUAUGAAAAAUUCAUAGCGUUGUUAAUUUAUAUUUAUUAUAUCUUAUUAAUUUUAAAUAUUUUUAAAGAAUUUUCAAAAUUUAAUAAAAUAUUUCUUAUACCCAUAAACAUAAUAAGAAAUACAUUGAAACAUAAUAAAGUGCUUUUCAUUUCUCUUUGUGUUUUUAUAAUAGUACCAUUUGUUCAAUAUAUAACAAGUUCAAAAAAUUAUAGUGACUAUAUCAAAUCGUUCGAUCUGUUUGAAAAGAAGAACAUAUAUAAAAAUGAAUAUCCUUACUAUUUUUUGUUCUCCUUAAUUUAUAAUUUUUUUUUUAUACCUAUGAUAAUAGUUAUAUCGACGGCAAGCACCUUUCUCCUUGUAAACAAGAACGAUCUUUUAUUAAGCUACAAGUUAUCAAAUAUGCCAUUCUGGUUGAAGAUAAAGGAAUACCUUUUCUUUUUUCAAGAAAAAGAAAAACAAGUGAAUAAAAAUUUAAGCAAACAAAAGAUGUUUAUAUCUGACGAAAAAAAUGUAAAAAAUAUGAGUAUCCUAAAAUUAUCUAAUAUAUGUUGCUUAGGUCUUUUUUUUAUUUUCUUAAUUUUAAAAAUAAAUUUCGAUCAAAGUUCAUAUGAUCAUAUUAAUAAAAAAUACAACCUUCUAUUAAAGGAGUAUUUUUUAUCAGAUACAAAUGUGGAGAAAUCAUUUGAUACAUUUACUUCUUCAACAGAUUACUACAACUUUUUAAAUUCCAUAGUCAUAAAGAAUAUCAUGAGAAAUAAAAAAUAUUUACAAAAUAAAAAUUUAUUGGAUAUUAAUCUGAAUUUAAAUGAUUACAAUAAUUCUAUAUAUGAUGAUUUUUUUAAUCAUUUUCCAUAUGACCUCUUUCUAAAAUUUAGUGACGGCAAUCAAAUAUCAGACGAAAUAGCUAUAGGCAAUCCGUUACUCGCACACGAAUCCACCAUUGAUAAUACCCAAUUAGAGAAGUAUAAAAGUAUUAUAGAUGAUAAUAAAGGAAGGAUAAAAUAUUACGACGCUUAUUCGAUUCUUUACAACUUUGAAUAUUCUCUAUCUCUAUUAAUAAGAACAUCUUUUAAAGUGCAGGAUUAUGGUGUGUUUAAAAAAGAUAAAGAAAUUUUUGUUCAUGAAAUAUAUGAAGAUAAUUAUAAUAACAUGUAUAAUUAUAAAAAUAUUUUAUUAAUACUUAUUUUUAUUAUAACAAUAAUAUAUUUAAUUUUAACUAUAUGUAUGGUAUAUUAUAUAAGAAGCAAGAUUUAUAUUUCUUUUUUUUCCUUUUUUUUCUUAACCUGCUUCUUUUUUUUCCUAUUUCAUUUUAUGAGCUUCAAACCAGUUAGCUAUUUUUAUGAUUAUAUUAUUAACGACAUAAAGGCAAAUCAAGUAUCCGAAAUAUUUAAUGACAUGAAUAAACACGACCAUUUCAGAUCCUUAUUAUUUGAUUUAUUAAAAAUAAAAUGGUAUACAUUUUAUGCAAAUGUAUUUUCUUAUAUCAUAAUCCUUACAGCCUUAUUAAAUUUUUUUUUUUUUUUUUUUAUAAAACAUAUUUCAAUAUUAAUAAAGUAUAAAAAACAUUUUCUAUUCGUGAGCAUACCUAUAUGGAUCUCAGUUUUUUUUAUGUCAUUAAUAGGAUCCUAUUUUCCGUGUAAUAUCCAGAAAAACAUCUUAAAGUGGAUACUUUUAUUUUAUCAAAUUCAAACAAACCAAAAAUCUUUCCCCUAUGAAGUCUUAAACAAAUUUAUUUUUGUUUUCUUCUUAUUUUACCUUACAUCCAUCUUCUUAUUUAUUUAUGUAAAGAAAAAACCAAACAUAAUUAAACUAAAAAAAAGAAAUUAUCAAAACGAUCAAGACACACAACAGUUACCUUUCAAUCACACAAAUAUAGACGAACAUUAUGAUAUAAUACUAUACUUCAAAGCUGUUUUAUAUUCAUUAGAUAAAACAUUCGAAAAGGUCCAGCUAUUGAAAGAAAAAAAAAAGUUUUCUCAAAUGAUUAAUCUUCAGAUUAAUAUGUAUAAUAUGUAUGAGAAACAAAAAAUGAUGUUGCAAUGUGCAAAUUUGAAUGGACAAAAUAAUCACAUGGUGAGAGGUCAAGAUAAUUGUUUUAUAAAUGGUCAGGUGAAUUAUCCAAUGGAUAUUCAGGGAAAUAAUUACACGAAUAAACAAAUACAUAAUUAUAUGAACGGUCAGGAAAAUAAUUAUGUGAAUAGCCAAACAAAUAAUUAUGUGAAUAAAAAAAUGCAUAAUUAUAUGAACGGUCAGGAAAAUAAUUACAUGAAUAGCCAAACAAAUAAUUAUGUGAAUAACCAAACAAAUAAUUAUGUGAAUGGCCAAACAAAUAAUUAUGUGAAUAGCCAAACAAAUAAUUAUAUGAAUAGCCAAACAAAUAAUUAUAUGAAUAGCCAAACAAAUAAUUACAUGAACGGUCAGGAAAAUAACUAUGUGAAUAGCCAAACAAAUAAUUAUAUGAAUAGCCAAACAAAUAAUUACAUGAACAGUCAGGAAAAUAACUAUGUGAAUGGUCAGGUGCCUACGGACAAUCCUUAUAGACCAAAUGAAAACAUUCAAACAUCAAGCCAAAUAAUGAAUGGCAAAAAUAAUUAUAAUUAUAAUAAUACAAUGGCAGUAAAUAUACAAGAGGAGGAAGGUAUCAAUACAAACAUAAGAGAUAAAUUCCAUGAAAUAAAAAAAAAAGAUGAUCAGAAUUUUAUGCAAGAAGGUACCUCAAAUAAUGAAAACUUGGAGAGACAAAAUGAAAAUAAAGACAAUGAAGUAGAUAUGAUUGAAAAGAUAGAAAAUAUGAACUUAUUUUUUACAAAUAUAUUAAAUGAGAAAUAUGAUUUUAAUUUUUUAAAAGAUGAAAAUAUAAAGAACAAGGAGAAGAAGAAGAAGACGAGGGGGGGAAAAAAAAAGUUAGUUGAGUGGAUCAUAUCUGGACUUUAUGAUAAGGAUAAUUAUAGAAGAAAUGAAGAGGAUAAAGAAAAAAAACAAAAAAAUACAAAGCAAUUAAAACGUAUGAUUGAAAAUUUGAAUGAAGAUUUAUAUUACAUAGAUAAAAUAAAAACAUCAUUUACAUAUUUACUUUUUUUAAAGAUAAAAAAAUAUAUACUUACACAAAAUUUCAAUAAUUUAAAAGAAAAAAAAGGUGAAUUAAAAAGAACAUAUCAAAAUAAAAUAUUAUAUAAAAAUCAUCUGAGUAAGCUUCAAAAAAAUAUAACAAAGAAAAUGAAUCAGUUAGAAAAAAAUGUUUUAAUUACAAACAAUUUGAAAGAUGGUCUUAUACACAUUAUAGAGGAUGAAGCAUGUAAUUAA